CAAUUUUUAUUUAAAAAAGAAAGUAUUUAAAAAAAAAAAAAACUAUUUCCAAUUUUGUUUAAUUUAUAAGUAUAACCUGGUUUGAUUUGGUUUGGUUCGGUUGAGUUUCAUAAAACAACCGACAUGUAUUAAUGUCAAUAGAGGUUUGACCAAAUAGUACAAAAUAAAUGAAUCAAAUGAGGAGAGCAUAAUAAUAGUAAAGGCGAAGAAGAAGAGUAGCAACUGUCCAAACCCCAAAUGCACUUUAAAUCAUCUCGUGACUAAUAAACCUUCUCCUCUUCCACGAGUCCCCAUCUUCGUCUCUCCUUCAUCUUCACGGCACAUUCUCAAAAAGCUUACCUUCUCUUUUCUCUCUCUGUUACGCUUACUCAAGUCUCUGUACUCUUUUUUUAAGUCUCAGAGCCUCUUCCUCUCUUCUAUCUCAUAGCGUGAGCAACGAUUCGAUUACUUCAAGCAGACUACACCGACGACUCUCUCUCUCUCUCUCUCUCUCUCGCACUUUCCAAUUUGUUUCUAGAGAAGUGGAAUAUACAGUAUCAAAAGGCUUAUUAUCCACAUCUGUUUCCAUUAAUGAGUUUCAUAGGUCUGUGAGCCACUUCCUUUCAGUUCCUAUGGCGGAGAGGAAACUAAACUUCAACGCACCUCUUCUUUCAACGAGGCGGAUGCACAAGACAGCAGUCUCUGUGCGCAGAAACAAGACAAACAACUUCACUGAUGUAUCUUGUGUUCCAGUUCUUGUCCCAGAGAUGGGUUUAGACCAGGUUACUGAAGCUGCCUCUGUUCCUUUCACAUGGGAGCAAGCUCCUGGGAGAUUAAAAGGAAACGAUUUCAGACCUCAAGAAGUCUCUGAUCCGACGCAACAAGUCUUCACGCCAUGUCUUCCACCGGGGAAAGUGACUGAUACCCUCAAGUGUCCUGUGGAGAAAGCCAUUGAUGGAAACAUGUCAAGAUUGCAGAGUUCAAAGGGUAAACAGGUUGAAGAAGAGCCAGAGGAUGAAGAUGAUGUGUUUUCUGAUGCCCGUGAUACACUCUCUCUAAAGGACUCAAUUACUAUGGACCAAAGCGUGAGUGGUUUGAGUGGAUAUGGUGUUGCUGAGACGAAGAAAGCACUAAACCGUUCUGAGGAUCGCCAGUCUCGAGAUUUCAUGAUGAGCCGUUUCUUACCAGCUGCUAAAGCAAUGACUGUGGAGCAGCCUCAUUAUGCUUCGAAUCGGAAACCAUCGAGUUUUAUGUCUGAGCCAACGAUACAGGUAAGAGAUUUAGUACCCGAGGAGAAGCGGCAAGCUUCUAAUAGGUAUGAUGAGUCUAUAGUCUCACCUUACUAUUACCACCAAGACAUGGAUGAUGAAGAAAGCGAGGAGGAGGAUGAUGAUGAAGGUGAUGAAGUUUCUGAGUACGCAAAGAGAGGUUGUGGGAUGUUGCCACAGUUGUGCUUUAAAGAAUCUCUAGGGAUGCUGAACACAGUGCCUGGUUUUAAAGCCAAACACAACUCUCCAAUAACAUCAUCCCUGAGUCAUGAUCAAGAGAAGUCAAGCAAGGUUGCUCAACUCAAAUCUCGGUUCCAAUUUGUUAAAAAGCUGGCUCUUGAUUCAGUUUCUAAGCAAAAGCUGGGUGGUAAAGUUGUUCAUCCAAGCGUUGGGAAGAAGUUCAACUCUGAACCAAACCUGACUUCUGCUGCAAAUAGGUCUUCAUCUCCUUAUCGACACUAUAGAUCUAUCUCACCAUAUCGCAGUGCAGGAAACAGUUCUUCUCCGUUUCACCCUGCGUGUUUCCCUGACACUCGUAAGGAAACAGAGAGCCUGAGAGCUAACAGGUUGAACAAGCAUAUUAGAAACAUAAGCAGGUCUGAGGAACUACUCUGCCCAAAAAGCAACGGUUCGAGCAGCUCUUCUCUCUUGGAGAAGACAGUAUAUGUCGACACGGAGAAUUCUCCCACGACGAACGAUCAGCAAAACUCAAAUGUCGUGAUCACUCCAAGGGAAGCAGACAUGGCAGGAAACAAACCAGAUGCCAAUCUCGACCGCGAAGCUAUUGUGAAGGGAGAUGAGUUAGGAGAGAUCAAUAGUGGUCCUGACCGGUGUCGUCUUGCACCACCGUCGCCAAAAAAGCCUUCUGAAUCUUGGCUUUUGCAUAAUAUGCCUUCAGCAACGUCUGAGAUCACUUCACGUAGAUAUCCGUUCCGCCCACAAAAGCAGGAUCUUGAAGAAAACUCCAAGAAUGUUACCAAGUGGGAAACUAUUGUUAAGACUUCAAACAUGCACAGAGACCAUAUCCGAUAUUCCGAAGAACUGGUUGCUCAUACAUCUCUUCAAUAAGAGAUUGAAGCUUCUCAAGAUGUGACCUCCCCAAAAUCAUCAGGUUUUAUUAACAAAAGCAGAUUAAUCUCUCCUUUUUUUUCUUUGCAUCUGAUGAAAAAUGUCACAAAGAUCACUACAAAACAUUACAUGUAAAUUUAUAAAAAAUCCAGUUUUUAUGAAAGCUCAUGGAGUAUACAAGCACAUAUUAUAGCUUAGGAUGCACAAAACAGUUAAAUAAGGGAAGGCCGAGAAAGAUUUUCCAUUAAGCUCGUCUCUUGUUUUACAUACAUGUAUAUAUAUACAGGUUAUAUGAGAAAUUAACCAAAAACUGGCCCUAUAAUAACCAGCAAAAACGACUAAUUACUCCACAUAUCUCACUCCUCUUUUGCAUCUUUGCCUUCUCUCAUCUUCCUAUCACUCACAUUACAAUAACACAUAUAUACACACACACACACACUGGGAGAUUUCGGAGAUAUCUUAGAUUGACGUAAAUCUUAAAGAUCUUCGUAAUCUCCCAAUAAUGCACUAUCAUCACAGAAAUCCCCAACAUAAAGCAUAGAACAAGAAUAAUGAAUAAAAAUCAGUAGUUAUUAACACAAGAAUGUAAUGAUUCAUGGAUUCUUGUUCUCAGCCUUCCUCGUUUAACUAUUCAGUAUCAGAUGGCAAAUACAAUGCUUCUUCUUCUACUACAACUUCUUCUUCUUCUGCUGCUUUUUCGUGCAUUAGUUUCUCUAGCUCCGGUCUGAGUUCCUUGUUGCAGAACUCUUCAUACUCUUCUCUGUUUCCUCCUUUCUUCUUCACCUCCACCACCACAAGAGAUGGCGUCAGCUCGAAUAUCUCAGCUCCAAUUGUCAAUGGUCCGUUUGCUCCUUCUCUACAGCCUUCUAACCUCAAACUCCAUUCCUUCUUCCUCACCGUGAAACUCACAACCUUCGCAAUCUCCUCCAGUUUCGAUAUGAUCUUUGAAACAGGAGCACCUGACAGAAACCUCGUCCCUUCUCCUCCUUCCUCAAACAAACCAGACAGAUCAAACCCGGAAGAGAAAGAUAUAAUGUCAAACGCGUUUAAGCUCAUGGGUCUCGGCAUUGACCCGACCCGCCUCACAUCGAACUCCGCGUCGCCCUCUGAAACCGUCGAAGACCGACCCGAUGAACACGACUCUUCCUCCUCAUCCGUAUCUUCCCUACAUAACUUAUCGUCUUCGAUGUAGAAUUUCACAUGUUUGAAUCCUUUCUUGAACCAUCUAUUCUUCAUGAUCUCCGGUAUCGUGAUCCGAGUAUCCGGAUUCGUGUCGAGAAGCCGAGUCAGUAGCCGAACAAGAUCCGACGAAAACCAACGAGGACAUCGAAACUCCCCUUUGUAAAUCUUCUUGUACAUGGCCAUAAUGUUCUUGUCGUAAAACGGAAUGUAACCAGCCAUCAACACGAAUAGGAUCACUCCACAAGACCAAACAUCGGCUUUCGCUGCGUCGUACCCUUUCCGAGUCAAAACCUCCGGCGCAAGAUAAGCUGGAGUCCCGCAGAACGUGUGGCAGAGCCCGUCCUGCCGGAGCUGCUCUGCCACCGCGCUGAGACCAAAGUCGGAGACUUUAAGGUUCCCUUUAUCGUCUAAAAGCAGAUUCUCCGGUUUGAGGUCGCGGUGGUAAACGCCGCGUCCGUGGCAGAACGAGACAGAGGAGAUCAGCUGCUGGAAAUAUUUCCGAGCUGUUUCCUCCGGCAAACGCCCUUUAGCCACCGUGUUGAAUAACUCACCGCCUCGAACGUACUCCAUCACGAAGUAAAUCUUCGUCUUGGUCGCCAUAACCUCGAAUAGAUGCACGAUGUAAGGGUGACGGACGCGGCGGAGGAUCGAGAUCUCCCGUUUAAUGUGAGAAACCAAACCGCUCUUCAUAAUCUUCUCCUUGUCGAUGACUUUAAUGGCGACGUUUUCUCCUGAUUUGAUGUUUUGGGCUAAAUAGACCUUAGCAAAGGUUCCGUGGCCGAGAAGCUUCCCUAGCUCGUACUUCCCCAUGAGAAUAGAGUUUCGAGGGCUCCUAGGGCUCAUCGGACUCUGUGGGCUAAUGUUGCCAUCUUUGUCUGUGUCUUUGAUACCGAUCCGGCCAAGAAGAUCCGUCACGUAUUGCAGAGCAUACGGCCUUUGCUGCGGUGGUGGUGGAGGCUGCGGCGGGUCUGGGACGACGGUGGUGAUCACUGUUAGUGGUGGAGCCAAGGCUUGAGCCAUCCGUGACUAAGGAUGUUUUGAUUGGUUUGUGGUUUCCUUUCUUUCUUUUUUUUGUAAUUUGGGGUUUUGGUUGGUUUGUUUCAUCCGCUUGAGUCUCUUUGGUUGGUUGGUUGGCCAAACGUGAAAACGACCAAAAAAGCGAAAUGAAACAGAACGAAAAGAAAAUAGAGUUUGGUUGUUUUGGCCGGUUGUUAAAAUUGUUAAUGUUGGCCUACUUCACCUAAUUUUGUCUUGUUUUUAUAACGGUUUUGGUUUGAAUUAUUUUUUAUAUACGCGCUUGCUAAUUUGAAAUGGUCUAAUCGUAUUUAUUCGAAACAUUUUAUAUUAUCAAUUUGACGUCGGAUUUAUAAUGACACCAUUGUUUUUGCCAGCACAUUUACACGUGUUAUAAUGAAUUACUGUAUUAGAUAUAUCCAAUAAAGAAAGCAUCUAGAAUUUCUGUUAUAUAAAAAUAAAACGGUUGUUGUCUGAAUUAAUAUUAUACAAACUGAGAGAGGUGGGCGUUCCUUUGGUGGUGUCCUGCUGUGAUCGAUCUAACUGCACUCACAAAGUUUAUGCGGAUCUAUAGAUUCUGUCUUACUGAGUUUUGAAGCUUUGGUUACUGGGUAACGAAGAGGUAGGUUCUUAUCAUUUCAGAAGGAAGUAGAUUUAAUCUUGUAUUCCAUUAUGUAUUCCUCUUAGUUUGUAUAAAACGGUUGUUGUCUUGUUGGCAGAAAGAAAUAAUAGGUUAAUGUGAGAUGUCCAUUUCUUGUAAUUCAUUUUGUCUCCAAGUGCAGACAAAUAUUAUCUUUUUGCGCCAUUCAAAUUUUGACUUGUUGUUUUGUACCAAC
Molecule: messenger RNA, 5347 nt
Organism: Thlaspi arvense
Lineage: Eukaryota; Viridiplantae; Streptophyta; Magnoliopsida; Brassicales; Brassicaceae
Source: the annotation of a GenBank genome assembly